AUGGCUUCACUCAAUUCAAUUCCGAAUUCCACCACCACCACCAUUUUGUUUAUUAUAAUUCUACUGCACCUUCUGCUGUGUUCAGUUUCUUGCUUCAGACAACUACAACCUGCAACUCCUCCACAGGAACUGUUAUUUGAUGAGAAAAACAGACUAGGUUCGAUUCCUCCUACUUGCCACAACAAGUGCAACCAGUGUCAUCCAUGCAUGGCAGUGCAAUUUCCAACAUUGCCUAGCAAUAAGCCAGGUCUCACCCCAGCAACUGCAAAGAAAAGUUUUUUCUCUCUCCAAGGUAACAGGUACUCCAAUUACAAGCCACUGAGUUGGAAAUGCCAUUGUGGUGACUACUUUUUCAACCCUUAG
This is a messenger RNA of Abrus precatorius (Indian licorice), 363 nucleotides long. RefSeq names its product EPIDERMAL PATTERNING FACTOR-like protein 1. NCBI's taxonomy places the organism in Eukaryota, Viridiplantae, Streptophyta, Magnoliopsida, Fabales, Fabaceae. Bases 1 to 363 code for a protein of 120 amino acids. Gene Ontology annotation, biological process: stomatal complex development; guard cell differentiation. The record is from RefSeq and is a predicted model, not a curated record. The transcript is spliced from 2 exons.